CAUAGUUAAAUGUUGGUGAAUAUUUCGUAAACAGUUAUUACAUCAGUUCGCUUUGUGAUAACCUUGUUAUCAGAGUUAUAUUCUCGGUCUCCCGCGACUCGCAUUAUUCGAUCGACCUUGCGUCAGAGUGAGCACUGUUCAAUAGUAACUACUAAUUAGUCUUUAGAUAAAUACUUCGUCAUAGCAAAUCAAGAUCGCCGAUAUAGAAGUUAUAAAAUUAUUAACGAGAAUGUUUUCUAUUGACGCGCCGUUAGAACUACAAAAUACAGAAUAUUGCAAUUAUCGGUCACCUUUGAGCACUCGUUAUGCUUCUAAGGAGAUGCAAUAUAACUUCAGUGAUCAGAAGAAAUUCUCCACUUGGCGAAAAUUAUGGAUUUACUUGGCGAAAGCACAAAAGGAGCUCGGCCUGGACAUAACGGAGGAGCAGAUCUCGGAGCUGCAGGGUGCGGUGCACGACAUCGACUUCGCGGCGGCGGCGCAGCACGAGCGGGCCGUGCGGCACGACGUGAUGGCGCACGUGCACACGCUGGCCGAGCGCUGCCCGCGGGCUGCACCCAUACUGCACCUGGGCGCCACCUCGUGCUACGUGGGUGACAACACCGACCUCAUCGUGCUGCGCCACGGACUGGAGCUGCUGCUGCCGCGCCUGGCCGCCGUCAUCAGCCGGCUGGCCGCCUUCGCCGACGAAUUCAAGUCGCUUCCCAUUCUGGGUUUCACCCACUUGCAACCGGCACAGCUAACAACAGUUGGAAAGAGAGCUUCGCUCUGGUUGAGCGAUCUGAUGAUGGAUGAACGCGCUCUCUCCCGCGUGAAGAAUGACCUUCGGUUCCGCGGGGUCAAAGGUACCACUGGAACUCAAGCGUCAUUCCUGCAAUUAUUCAAGGGAGACAGCGCUAAAGUACGAGCCCUGGACAAAAGAGUCAGCGAGCUAGCUGGCUUUGACAAGAGGUACCUCGUUACUGGACAGACUUACUCGAGGAAGGUGGACCUGGAAGUGAUCUCCGCGCUGUCCGGGCUCGGAGCCACAGUUCACAAGAUGUGCUCCGACAUCCGCAUCCUGGCCUCUCGCAAGGAGAUCGAGGAACCGUUCGAGUCGUCGCAGAUCGGCUCGAGCGCCAUGCCGUACAAGCGCAACCCCAUGCGCUCGGAGCGCUGCUGCGCCCUGGCGCGCCACCUCAUCACCCUGCACGGCAACGCCGCGCACACGCUGGCGGCGCAGUGGCUGGAGCGCACGCUCGACGACUCUGCCAACCGCCGGCUCACGCUGUCCCAGGCCUUCCUGGCCGCCGACGCCACGCUCCUGACGCUCCUCAACAUAUGCCAAGGUCUAGUGGUCUAUCCCAAAGUCAUCGAGCGCCAUAUCGCCCAAGAGCUCCCGUUUAUGGCCACCGAAAAUAUCAUAAUGGCCAUGGUGCAAUGUGGCGGGGACCGCCAGGUCUGCCACGAGAAGAUCAGGGUGCUGUCACAGCAAGCCGGCGCCGUCGUCAAGCAAGAGGGCAGAGAUAACGACCUGAUCGAGAGAAUCAGAAGCGACAACUACUUUCAGCCGAUCAUCUCGCAACUGGACAGGAUCCUGGACGCGUCUACCUUCAUCGGAAGAGCUGCGGAGCAGGUCACAGAGUUUAUCGAAGAAGAAGUCAAGCCUAUAAUUUCCAAAUAUAGCGCCGUGUUAUCGGAAGUGGAGAAGCCGGUUGCGUUAAAUAUUUAACGGUAGCGGUGGAAGGAGAUCAAACAAACAAAUAUUUCUGAAUAAAUGAUAUAUUUACAACAGAG
Messenger RNA from Leptidea sinapis, 1773 nucleotides. RefSeq names its product adenylosuccinate lyase (gene Adsl). Gene Ontology annotation, cellular component: cytosol. Gene Ontology annotation, biological process: 'de novo' AMP biosynthetic process. Bases 230 to 1708 code for a protein of 492 amino acids. The transcript has 3 exons. NCBI's taxonomy places the organism in Eukaryota, Metazoa, Arthropoda, Insecta, Lepidoptera, Pieridae. Gene Ontology annotation, molecular function: (S)-2-(5-amino-1-(5-phospho-D-ribosyl)imidazole-4-carboxamido) succinate lyase (fumarate-forming) activity; N6-(1,2-dicarboxyethyl)AMP AMP-lyase (fumarate-forming) activity. The record is from RefSeq and is a predicted model, not a curated record.